AGCGCAGCCGGGCAGGAGGCGGCGGCGCUGGGCGGCGCCGAGGCCCAGGGGCCGCCGGAGCCAGCGCGAGCCCGUCCCCGUCGUCUCCCCUCGCCCCCCACCCUGUCGCCGGCACCGGUCCCAGCGGCGCGGAGAGAAAGCCCCUGGGAUGUGGAAGGAGGGUUUCCUGUAUGGAAGGAGGGUACCCUGAACGGAGUGUGGGCUUCUGAGUCAGACGGAACUGAGGUCGGCCCCAGCACUGCUCCUUACCUUACUACCGCUGCAGACGUGGACAAGCUACCUUAUCCCUUAGAUUCUUCUUCUAUUUAUUUAAUUCAACAAAUAUUUGGUGGAGGUGCAGUCCUGGGUUUGCAGAACUCCUGAGCGUCACCUGGAGGUGCUGUGUGGUCGGGAGUGAGGGGCUGCAGGUCCGGACUGCUCAGGGAGUAGCAUGUGUUUCUCUGUGGCUGUGCACUUGGAUUUUGACCAGAAGGAGGGUAUCUGGGAUUUCGGCCUUGGGUACCUGGAGGGCGGAACAGCAUUGGAGGAAUCAUCUGACCAGAACACCUUGAAUCAAGUUUGAAGGAACAGAAGUUUGGAAAAGAUCUAAAGAUGAUUCUAACAUGGCCGGACCCCCCUGCAUCUUGCUGCCAAUAAGGGCCAUCUUUCUGUGGUCCAGAUCUUGCUGAAGGCUGGCUGCGACCUUGACGUCCAGGAUGAUAUACUGUGCUUUAUAUCAUGGUAAAGACUGAGAAUUAGUUGAAGAAUGACCUCCAGUGCCCUGGAGUGGGAUUAUUAUGAAUUUGAACCUGUGGAGACCAGUUCUUUAGAAUAUGCAACUCCAGAAGCAAGUUCCCUCUUGCUUCCUGCCAACCCUGUCAACGCUCAUUGGAGCUCUAACGCCAUCUCUGAUUGGUCAAUGAGCAAUCACACAGUCCCCGCCUCAGAAAUAGUCCAGGACUCUGUGGCCACGGUAAAAGGCACGAAGGAAGAGAAAAAUAAGAAAAACCAGAGAAGAAAGGCUAGGAAGAACCCUAGAAGAUCAGAGAGAGAAAAAGAGGGGGAUCAGACCGCCUUGCACCGGGCCGCGGUGGUGGGGAACACCGAGGUCAUCGGGACGCUCAUCCAGGAGGGCUGUGCUCUGGACCGACAGGACAAGGACGGGAACACGGCCCUGCACGAAGCGUCCUGGCACGGUUUCAGCCAGUCGGCCAAGCUGCUCGUUAAAGCAGGAGCCAACGUGCUUGCCAAGAACAAGGCGGGGAACACGCCUCUGCACCUGGCCUGCCAGAACAGCCACGCCCAGAGCACGCGCGUCCUCCUGCUGGGCGGCUCCCGCGCCGACCUCAAAAAUAACGCAGGCGACACCUGUUUGCACGUUGCCGCACGCUAUAAUCACUUGUCCAUCAUUAAGCUCCUCCUCAGUGCUUUCUGUUCUGUCCAUGAAAAGAACCAGGCUGGAGACACAGCACUUCAUGUUGCCGCUGCCCUAAAUCACAAGAAGGUGGUGAAAAUCUUACUGGAAGCCGGAGCAGAUGGGACCAUUGUCAAUAAUGAAACCUUCCUGGGUGAGCAGUGCCCCCAGCCUGUGUCUCCUAGAGCACUUACCCCCGUGGCUGUGUCCUCAGGUGUGACUGGGCUUCCCGUUGAUGGAAGAGGCUCAAGAGCAGGGCCACGUCACACGCAUGGCUGUGUUUUGCUGAGCACGUGUGCAGGCCGGACUCCACUGGAGACUGCCCGCUACCACAAUAACCCGGAAGUUGCUCUCCUCCUCACGAAAGCGCCCCAGGUCUUGCGCUUCAGUCGUGGGCGAAGCCUGAGGAAAAAGAGAGAGAGGCUCAAGGAAGAGAGGAGAGCUCAGUCUGUGCCGAGAGAUGAGGUGGCACAAAGCAAGGGAAGUGUCUCAGCAGGAGACACCCAUAGCAGUGAACAGGCUGCACCCAGAAAAGAAGAGACCAGAGAAGAUUUCCUGUCUGCCUCUCCGGAGCCCAGAGCAAAGGACAACAGGCAGAGAAAGUCAAGGCCCAAGGUGUCCGCAUUUUCUGACCCCACCCCACCAGCAGACCAGCAGCCCGGACAGCAGAAGAGCUCGCACACUCACGGUCACCCUAAAAAGAGGCCCAGGCAUCGCUGUUCAUCCCCACCGCCUCCCCAUGAGUUCAGAGCGUACCAGCUCUACACACUGUACCGGGGCAAGGAUGGCAAAGUGAUGCAGGCGCCAAUAAAUGGCUGUCGGUGUGAACCUCUGAUCAACAAGCUGGAGAAUCAGUUGGAGGCAACUGUGGAGGAGAUCAAAGCAGAGCUGGUGUCGGUUCAGGACAAGAUGAACACGAAGCUGGGGCACAUGGAGAAUAAGACCCAGCACCAGAUGCGGGUUCUGGACAAGCUGAUGGUCGAGCGACUCUCGGCAGAGAGGACGGAGUGCCUGAACCGCCUGCAGCAGCACUCGGACUCUGAGAAGCACGAGGGAGAGAAACGGCAGAUGUCUUUGGUGGAUGAAUUAAAAACCUGGUGCAUGUUAAAGAUUCAGAAUCUGGAGCUGAAGCUUUCUGGAGAUUCUAGGGCCUCCAGGACCAAAUCCACACCAUCCACUUGCGAGUCCUCCACAGGUGUGGAUCAGUCCGUGGUGACUGCAGGUCCAGUAGCAGCCUCUGACAGGUCCCCUCAGGUGGUCAGGCCCAAGGAAAAGGCGCCCAGCUCCACAGCCACCCACAGACUCCAACAGGACCUAUCUUCCUCGGACUGUGCAGGCUCCCGACUGAGGAACGUCAAGGUCCAGACCGCCUCGCUACCCUUGAAGGAGGCAGUCAAGUGCGACCCGCAGGCUGGGCCCUGUGUUGACAGAGGCACCCAAACCAAGAAGUCUGGGAAGAGUGGGCAGACGAGGCACCGCGGCCAGCCGCCAGCACCCAGCACCGCCUGUGGGCAGCCGCCAGCAGCCGCAGGUGGCGAGCAGGCUGCCCCUCACGUUCGAGACACCUCCCAAGCACUGGAGCUCACCCAGUAUUUCUUUGAGGCAGUUUCCACCCAGAUGGAAAAGUGGUAUGAAAGGAAGAUUGAAGAAGCACGAAGCCAAGCCAGUCAGAAAGCCCAGCAAGACAAGGCCACACUGGAGGAACACAUUAAAAGUUUAGAGGAGGAACUUGCUAAACUAAGGACUAAGGUACAGAAGGAAAAUUAGGGCCUGGGAAGUGGCACGAGAAAGGAUUCCUGAGGAUUUUCGGUCCUGCAAGUGCAGAAGAGCUGUGGCCAAAUGUCAGCUAUUGUGCACGUAGCAGAACUUGCCUUUAAAAAAAUAAAAAAUAAAAGAUCACUGAUUUCUAAAAUGUGCCAGAGGCCUGCUUCCUAGGCCCUGAAGUUAUGAAGACUUCAGCAAUUAGAUUAAAACCAGGGGAAGCUUGCUUAGUUUCAGGUUUCAUUACAGAUUCGAAACCUCAGCCCAAGUUCAUCGGAAGUUCAAAAGCUCAGAUUAAGUGUUAAGAACCUGAAGGAUGUGUAAGCCUAAUAUUCAGGAUAUGAAAUAAUGUAAAUGAAAAGCAAGAAAAAAUGUUAAUCCCUGUGAACUCAAAUCACGCAGUCAUUCAUGUCCACACACCUGCUGUGACUGGACAGAGUGUCUUUCUGUAAAAGCUGUAACAGACACGCUGAGCCCCUCUCCCUCAAGUUCAUAGUUCUCAAAAUGCUGAUGUUUUAACCAGGGGAAAACUUAUCAAAUAAAUUUUGAGGAGAAGGAUUUUCAUGAUGUCACAAGAUCCAGUAUAUCUUAAAAUGUUUUGAAAAUCAGAGUGUAUUUAAAUGAGUUAAUGGGCUAAGAGCACUGGGAAUGUUUGUUAGUUAAUGAACUCAAAUGAGAAAGGCUCAGAUCACUUGAUCAUGGUUUCUGUAUCUUUCAGCCAAAACACAGAAAUACUACAAUCAAUUAAAUUUAUCAUAGUGAUUUUAAAGUGGAUUAAUGGAAAAAACAUUCGUGCAACAAUUACCUGAAAUUUCUAUAACCUAAUUCACAGCCAGUUAUCUUAGAAUACCUUUCUGAAUUUGAGUUUAUUGGUCUACAUUUUGUAAAGAAAUAAGGCUGUUUCUUGAAAGUAUUUCAUUUUGAAUUGAGUUCUGUCGUUGAAGAACCUCAAACGCUUUCCACUGCUUUGUAGCAACUGUGUCAAGGUAAAUAAUUCAAUACAUUGAUUUAGAUUCCCCAGCUUCGUGGAGCCCUGUGGAUUUUCCUCUGCUGUACGGAGUACAUAAAGUUGCGCAAGUAAUGGUAUGUUGAGACUUUGGAUUUAAUUAUCUUCCAAGCUUCUUUUCCCUUGGAAUGUGGCAUUUAAAUUCAUCUCCUCAAAAUUCCGUAUAUGCAUAGAAACCUCGACUCUAUUUCUAUAAACACAGGAACCAAGUAACUGUUGUCUGUAAUUUUGAAUAAAGUUUUGCUCAUUGAGCCAAAGAGAAAGUAUGACUUUUUGAUGUGGGAACACCCAGAAAAGCAAAGUAUGCAUUUAGUCCCUGUGUGUUCUGCCCAUCAAGCUCAGUUGUUUUUGUUUGUUCUUUUAAAUACUGACAAUCUGUGAUUCUAGGCGUUCCUGAUAAAUGUAGAUGUAUGUCAUCAUUACAGAACCUGGACAGGGAGUUAAUUUGAUGUUCUCUCAAGUUUAUCGUAAGGUUUGUAAGCUCGUCUUGUUCCUCCACUACCAGCUGGGGACGUGGCUCUUCCCCGGAGACUCUCGGAUCGCUAACUGUAGGAGUGCUUUGCUCUCUUCGUCUCCCUGUUUGUUCCCGAUGCAGAAUCACAGGAUUGUAGAGCUAGGUGGUACCUUGAGUUUUCUAAACCUGUCCCCAACAAGGCAUCACUAACCUCUUUAGAAUCUUUCCUCAGUAUACAUCAGUCUAUUGAGAGCUGCCCAAUACUGAAAUCCUGAGGUGUUCAGUAAGUCAUGUUCCAAAGAGGAGUUAUUUGAGGAAUGCUGAAAACACAUUUUAACUAUCUAGACCAUAGAGUGCUUUGGUGGGAAGUAUUUUGAUUAUGUAACUCCUACCUAUCAGAAGGAGGCAACUUAUCAUGAACUGGAAAAUUCAGUCACGGUCAGAGAAGGAAUGUGAAAGGGCAAAUGCACUUCGUCUGGCAGAUGAAGUAAGUGGAUCUUGUCUCCCGUAGAAGGGAAAACCAAUAGAGGCGAUGAAACAGAACAGGCUCAGCCAGCCUCUAAUGCGAAGAAAUCACAGCAUCUCAAAACCAAUGCAAUAGCUUUUCCAACAACUGUGUUCCGUCACAUUGUCAAAAAUGCAACUACGAGUCCCAUGUGUAUUUCUUCUUAUUUUUUGCCCCUUGUGUUAUCUGUUAAAAUGAGCAAAUGCCACGAUAGUGCUUUUCCAAAGAAACAGAACUAUUAACAAUUUAUAGCCUGUCAUGUAGGUUGUGUUCCAAACUGAGGCUGGAAUUUUCAAUAGCUGUAGGGAAAAAUGAUGUAAAACACAGAAAAGAUGUACAGUAUUGCAGUGUUAGUGCAUUAUUGCAUUGAGCAUAGUAAAUAUCUGUGAUAGAUUGAAUAUUUAGUUCUAAUCUUAUGUUUGACUUUGGGAGCCCCAAAUAAAGGAAGUGAUGUUUUCA
This is a messenger RNA of Hippopotamus amphibius kiboko, 5578 nucleotides long. RefSeq names its product ankyrin repeat domain 6 (gene ANKRD6). Gene Ontology annotation, molecular function: protein binding. Bases 746 to 3160 code for a protein of 804 amino acids. Gene Ontology annotation, biological process: regulation of gene expression. NCBI's taxonomy places the organism in Eukaryota, Metazoa, Chordata, Mammalia, Artiodactyla, Hippopotamidae. Gene Ontology annotation, cellular component: nucleus. The record is from RefSeq and is a predicted model, not a curated record. The transcript has 20 exons.